AUGGAGGUUCCUCUUCCAGCAUCACCUCUUGGUCCUUCUUCUUCUCCCCCCCCCAAAAAAAAAUUUGAGCUCAUCAAGUACAAUGUGGAGAAGGAGGAACCGGAGCGAGAUGAACGAGGUCUCUGCAUCCCCGUUGGCCCCGGGGAGACCGGGCUGUUGGUCACCAAGAUCACCAAGAGGACCCCGUUCCACGGCUACGCUGGAGACCCCGUGAAGACAGAGAAGAAGAUCCUGAGGAACGUCCUGGUCCAAGGCGACGCCUUCUUCAAUAGCGGCGACCUCCUCACGAUGGACCAUGAGAAGUUCAUCUACUUCCAGGACCGCGUCGGAGACACCUUCCGGUGGAAGGGGGAGAACGUGGCCACCACGGAGGUGGAGGCUGCUCUUGCCAUGGUGGACUUCAUCCAGGAGGUCAAUGUCUAUGGGGUGCCCGUCCCUG
Messenger RNA from Nestor notabilis (Kea), 439 nucleotides. Its product is annotated as very long-chain acyl-CoA synthetase-like. The annotation marks the transcript as partial. Lineage: Eukaryota; Metazoa; Chordata; Aves; Psittaciformes; Psittacidae. Gene Ontology annotation, molecular function: long-chain fatty acid transmembrane transporter activity; long-chain fatty acid-CoA ligase activity. The record is from RefSeq and is a predicted model, not a curated record. The transcript is spliced from 3 exons. Gene Ontology annotation, cellular component: endoplasmic reticulum.